CCGCGUGCCAGGCACAGUCCCCUCGUGUCGCGUGUGUCCCCUCGCCCCAGGAAGGAGCCAUGGCCCCGCGCCCGCCGCUGUUGUUGGUGGCCUGCGCUGCUCUGGCGCUGCUGCCGCUGCGGCCCCGCGCGGCCCCGGCCCAGCCCGCGUACCCCGGGGACGACGCGCCCGUGGAGGAUCUGCUGCGCUUCUACAACGACCUGCAGCAGUACCUGAACGUGGUCACCCGCCCGCGGUACGGGAAGCGGGCGGGCGGGCGAGCGCUGGCCGAGGAGCCCCGGGGCGCCCCGGGGUGCUGAGCCCCAGGGACACGGCCGGGGCCGAGUGGGUGAAGAAGCCGAGAAGGUGCAGCACCCCCGCCCCC
This is a messenger RNA of Poecile atricapillus (Black-capped chickadee), 364 nucleotides long. Its product is annotated as pancreatic polypeptide-like. Gene Ontology annotation, biological process: neuropeptide signaling pathway; feeding behavior. Gene Ontology annotation, molecular function: neuropeptide hormone activity; neuropeptide Y receptor binding. Gene Ontology annotation, cellular component: extracellular region. NCBI's taxonomy places the organism in Eukaryota, Metazoa, Chordata, Aves, Passeriformes, Paridae. The record is from RefSeq and is a predicted model, not a curated record. The transcript has 4 exons. The coding region runs from base 60 to 299 and encodes 79 amino acids.